AUGACAAAAAUACGUCGUUCUUUUGAAUAUCAGUCUACUAACUUAUUUUUAAUAUAUUUGAUGUUAAUACUUUAUAUUUUUUCUUCGAAUACCGGUUUAAUUGUUGGUAUUUCCGGGUUCAAAAACAAUAAUAGAACUCCAUUGUUUAUGCAAAAUGUAUUACCAACUUACUUGGAUUUUCUCCACUGUAUCUUCUAUCAAUCCCAUCAUAAUUAUCAUGACUAUCAUUUAUGUUGGAAUAUCUAUAGUGAUGGCUUAAAAUCAUGUCAUUUGGAUGAGUAUUUUGAUUAUAUACACAAACUAAAUAAUUGUUGUAAUAAGCCAACCAUUAAUCUUUAUUCAAAAAAUUAUAAAAAAUGGUUAUCUAAUAUUCAUAAACGAAAACAAAAUCAAAUAAUUAAAAAAAUUACAAAUUCAAAUCAAAUUCAACAAAAAUUAAAACAAUUUCAUAAAUUUCAUACAUUUAAACAAGAAUCUUUACAAUAUUCAAAAUUCAAUAAAAUUCAUUUAUACAAAAAUCCGCCAUUUCAUUUAAAAAAUAAAACUUUUAUAAAUAUUCAUAAAUUAAUUAAAUCAAAUCAAAUUAUUUUAACAAAAUGGUUAAAUCAAUUAACAUAUUCAACAAAUUUAACUAAAAUUAUUAAUUUAACUGAACAAUUAACACAUUUAAUAUUAGAUUUAGCUUAUGAAAGAAUGAAACUUAUACUUUUAUAUGAAUUUCGUCGUAUAUUAAAAAAUGUAUUUGAUAUAGAAUCAUUAAAUGAAAAAUAUUAUACUAAAUCUAUGAUAUCUAAAGAAUUAUGGAAUGAUUUAAUUUAUAAUAAACUUUAUACAGAAUAUAUUUUUGAUGAAUUAGAUUUACCUAUUUUAUCAAUCAAAUCUGAAUUAAUACAAUCAGUUUUCAAUGAAAUUGAUUAUAAUGGAGAUGGAGUUUUCACACCAUCGGAAUUGGAAAUAUUUUUACAAUUUCAUGAGAUAAUGCUUUAAAUGAUCAAUUCACCUUUUAACAAACCGGUGUGCAAUUCAAACAGAAUAGAUUUUCGCAAAAUGAGGUGACUAUUUGAAGUGGAAUAUGAAGAAAAAAUAGCAAAUAGAUUAGAUAUUUCAUGUGGCAAUUUUAAGUAAUAAUCUCUUUUGCUUUUGCUUACAUCAAGAUCCCAAUAUUAAUGCCAUUGCAAUUACUGUUGUCAUUGUUGUUAUCACCAAGUAUUUCGUUAACCCUUCUUGAUUAUGUUAUUUGGUCAAAUAAAUGUGGUGAAAAUAAAGACAAUUAAAUG
Molecule: messenger RNA, 1277 nt
Organism: Schistosoma haematobium
Lineage: Eukaryota; Metazoa; Platyhelminthes; Trematoda; Strigeidida; Schistosomatidae
Exons: 3
Coding region: 1-987 (328 amino acids)
Molecular function (GO): calcium ion binding
Source: RefSeq, a predicted model, not a curated record